This is a messenger RNA of Ramularia collo-cygni, 1272 nucleotides long. RefSeq lists its product as uncharacterized. The record is from RefSeq and is a predicted model, not a curated record. NCBI's taxonomy places the organism in Eukaryota, Fungi, Ascomycota, Dothideomycetes, Mycosphaerellales, Mycosphaerellaceae. The transcript has a single exon. The coding region runs from base 1 to 1272 and encodes 423 amino acids. Gene Ontology annotation, cellular component: nucleoplasm; ribonuclease H2 complex. Gene Ontology annotation, biological process: RNA catabolic process; ribonucleotide metabolic process.
AUGCCCAAAACACGAUCCAAACCCGGCAAUGCCACCCCAGCUCCCACCAAAACCAAAGUGACCCUCCAAUCCCUCGAGACGGCGGUGGAAUGCCCGCCUCACCUGCUCGUCCUCCCCAAACAUGCCUCCUCCGACGCUCGAAUAGUAACGAUCAACUCCUCGCGCUACUUCAUCUGUCCCACCACCGGCGUCUAUGAAUUUACCCACAUCUCCGCCCCCAAAGCCACUCCUCGCAGCUGGUUACUGGCUCCUCAUGCAUCGGAAGCGACAGAAAGCGGAUACCUUCUCGAAAAACCCUCACUCCUCCUGGCAACCCCCAUCGAUCCGCUCUUCCUCCUCCUCCCCCACCUCGCCGCCGACUUGCCCUCUUUUUCGACUGAGUACCUCGCUCCUUCCGACUUCCUCGACAAACUCUCCACCUCCGCUCCUCAUCUCUCCCACCUCCUCCAUGCCGGCAAUCUCCCCACCAUCCUCGCCCAUCGCAUCGAAGCCGUGAGCGAUUGCAUGGACAUGGGAGACGGGGAUAGAAUGUACGCCCUCUCCCUUCCCAAAUUGGUCGCCGAAAUCGUCCACAAGGCGAGGAGAAUGGCUUCCAAACCUCUGCCCAAGAGUAUGGAGGAGAGAUUCGUCAAGGAUGCACUGUAUGUCCCGGUCUUGAGUAUUAAAAGGGAAGAGAGCGGGAUGAGUAUACAAUCCACCACAGCAGGAGCAGAAAUGGAAGGGAAUUCUCAAUCAUCAUCAUCCACCAAAGAUAAAGCAGAAGACUCUCAAAAUUCAUCCACCAGAGAUGAAAAAGAAGAUUCUCAAUCAUCAUCCACGAGAGAUAAAGAACAAGACUCCCAAAAAAGCCUCUCCACAACUGCAACAUCCACCAUCCCCUCCGACCCGCAAGACAAGGACAUGGAAAUCGCCAAUCUCCUCCGCCUCCGCACAUCACUCGACUUCCUUUUGAAAUCCUACAUCCCCUCCUCCCUCUUUCCCCUCCUAGAACCCCUCAUCUCCGCCCUCAUAGACUGGUCUUCCCUGACGGCACACCUAGCCCGACUAGCAGCUCUGAAGAAAGAGGCCCAAUCAUCACGAAGUAUCGGCGACAGCUUCUCGAGAAAGAGGGUGCUGGGAGAAGAUGAGCAGGACAAGGAGGAUGUAAAGAAGAAGAGGAAGAAGGAGGAAGAGGCMAAGCGAAAGAAGAGUGUGGGGCAGGGGAUCAAAAAGUUGGCCAAGGUCGAUCGGACGGGUAUGAAGAGUUUGAGUACCUUUUUCGCCAAGAAGUGA